AUGAUCGUUAACAAAACGCCCAACUUAAGAAAACCGAUAAAUUAUUUCAUCGCAAAUAUGGCCUCGUCCGAUUUGCUGUAUCCAAUAUUCACUUGUCCAUGGUCCUUGUUAUUGUUGCACACAUCACGGAUUAUCGGUGUUCUGUUUGGCCAAGCCUUGUGUAAGCUAUAGCGUGUUUUCUUUGGUGAAGUUCCGCUGUGGCUUCUACUCAAAAUCUGACACUGAUAACUGUUACAGUAGAUCGAUUUGGAGCCGGUAGUGUUUCCACUCCGUUCCCCACGACUCAUGAGAUCCAAGAUUUGCCCUUUCUUUCUUCUUGCGACGUGAACAGUUGCAGUAGCUGUCAGUUCACCAUACUUUUUCGUUGGAAACUCAGAACGGGUGCAGUGUAAAGCCAGAUGGGAAGAAGCAAUCGCAGAAUGCUUGUCCUCUCCAGACUUCAGACUGGCGUCCUUUAUAUUGUUUAUCUACAUCCCUGUGCUGUUGUUAGUUAUUUUUUACUCUAUCAUUCUUAUCAAACUCAGGACACAGGCGCACCCAGGUGAGCAGUCGUCGAACAUUGAGCAACAGCGGCAAAGAAGAAACAGAAACGUGCUUUGUAUGUCCAUUGCUAUCAUUUCACUGUUUGUGUUUUGCUGGUUACCAUUCAUGACUAAUAUUUUGAUAUUAAGUUAUAUAGGGGCAGUUCCAUUCAUUUUUCCUGUAAUUUCAGGCAAUACUAUGUGGUCAACUCUGUGGUAGCUGCCGCUAACUGUGCUUUCAACCCGAUUAUCUGCUUCACAUUUAGUAGCAAUUACUUGCUUGGUCAUAAAAGACUCUUGAACAGGUCUACUGAUUUAAAGCAGUAAGUUUAAAAAAUAUGUGCUUGUCAAUGAAUAAGUUAUAUGUUCAUUCCGUGGGAUGCCUGUGGCACUCCCACGGUAAAAAUCCAGUUCGGUUGUACCCAAAAUUGCAAAGCCAGCCAAUAGGAUUGCCUAAAAUCUUUAUCGAUUAUCUCUUCUUCCAAGCCGACCAAUCAGAUUGUACAAAAUCUGUAUCGAUUUUUAAUCGACUUGCCUCCUCUGAAGAACGUUGGAAUAUAAUACACCAUGUCUCAUUGCAACUCUUAUUAUAAUAUAAGUUUUUGUAUUUUUAACUUUAUAAUCAAGCAGUUCCUUAGAGUGUUUUAGUAUAAUUUUACAAUGGUUGGUGUACAACCUCGGGUAUAAAUAAUAAAUAUAGUAAAUGAAUAAAUAUUUAUCAUAUUUAUUAUAUUCCUGAAAAUCCAAUCUAGCCACCUUAACGAACCUCUUCAUUGAAUAGAUAAAAAGAGGCAAAGGUGGGCUUCAGUUAUCGAAUUAACAAGAUAAGAAAUCAGAAGAAAAACAAAUUUUAGUAAACGGAGAAGUAGAAUUUCGUUAUUUUUAUUAAUUAAUGUACAAAAAAACUUAGAAUAUCUAGUUAGAGCUUAUAGGUUUUGUUUACUUUUCACCCGGGCACAUAAUUCCCACUCUUCUAAAUAAUAUUAUAAACGGCAGAAAUUAAUUUUCAGCCACGGGAUGUUUUUUUAGACAAUAAAUAAUGUUUUGCCUGUUAAAUUUUGACCUCCUUUGUUUGAAUUAAUAAUUGUGUGGUUGGUGAGUCUUUUACUAAAGAUGACAAUGAACAAAGAGUUUGUUAGUUCUGCAUAUUUGUUAAAUGAUAUGGCUGGUGAGCCUAUUACAGCAUUCAACACACCUGUUUAAACUCUAAGCCCGUAUUGGUUUUCAGAUAUCCAUUGCAUCCGUUUCUAGACACUUGACCAAAGACAUUAUUUGGUGGCUUUUUAUUACAGUGCAGUGAGUGGCCUUAUGGUUCAUGUGACAACGUACACAAUACGUAAUAAAUCCGCUCAAUUUAGAAAGGGCUGUGCAGCUGUGCUAAAGCUUCGCAGGGGGGCUUACAAUAGCCAAUAAAACUAAACAAGAAAAAGCAGGAUACACAAAAUACGCCGGAACAGUUUUUGUUUGAGCCUACUUAACUACAUGAGUACAACCUCGUGCAUAUGCAGGAAAGCUAAGCGUGAACUCGACAGCGAACUCAUCAAGCACGGAGUCUUGGAACUGCUCUACUAUUUGAUAGUUCCACAGCGUUUAAAAUCAGAAGAACCGUUGCCAUCUGUCUGAUCCUUCUUGUUUCACUGCCUGGAAAUUCUCUCAUUGUAAUGCUCGUUUAUAAAACGUCCAACUUAAGAAAACCCAUAAAUUAUUUCAUCGCAAACAUGGCCUUUUCCGAUUUGCCGUAUCUACUAUUCAAUUGCCGCCUGCUCCUCUUAUCGUUGCACACAACAUGGAUUAUCGGUGGCCAGCUUGGCCAGGCCUUGUGUAAGCUUAUCAGUGUCUUUGCUGAAGUUUCCGCUAUCGUUUCGAUUCAAAGUCUGAUUUUGAUAGCGGUGGAUCGAUUUGGGGCCGUGGUAUUUCCACUCCGUUCACCACUUAUCAGAUCCAAGUUGUGCCCCUUCUUUAUUCUCGCGACCUGGAUUGUUGCAGUAGCUGUCAGUUCGCCAUACUUGUUCGCCGUGAAACUCGUUGAUAACUCAGGGAAAAUGUACUGUACACUCAGAUGGAAGGAAGCAUUCGGAGAGUCCUCGUCCUAUCCACACUUCAAACUAGUGAUCUAUAUCUUGUUUGCCUACAUCCCUGUACUGUUGUUAGUCAUUCUUUAAUCCUUCAUCUUUAUCAAACUCAAGGAACAGGUACACCCAGGUGAACAUUCGUCCAACAUUGAACAACAACGACAAAGAAGAAACAGAAACGUGCUUCAUAUGUCCAUUGCUAUCAUUUCAGUGUUUGUGUUUUACUGGUUACCAUUCAUUACUAAUAUUUUAAUCGAUAAUUAUCGGAGCAGUUUCAUAUAUUUUUCCUGUAGUUUCUGGCAAUACUAUCAUGUCACCUCUUAUGUAGCUGCCGCUAACUGCGCUUUCAACCCGAUUAUCUGCUUCGCUUUUAGUAGCAAUUACCGGUUUGGUCUUAAAAGACUCAUAAACAAUUCUUCUGGUGCACAGCAGUAA
Porites lobata is the source of this 3028-nucleotide messenger RNA. The record is from the annotation of a GenBank genome assembly. Lineage: Eukaryota; Metazoa; Cnidaria; Anthozoa; Scleractinia; Poritidae.